AUGCAGCAGGACGGAAUCAGCAGUGUGAAUCAGCUGGGGGGACUCUUUGUGAAUGGCCGGCCUCUUCCUCUGGACACUCGGCAGCAGAUUGUGCAGCUAGCAAUGAGUGGGAUGCGACCCUGUGACAUCUCACGGAGCCUUAAGGUAUCUAAUGGCUGCGUGAGCAAGAUCCUAGGACGUUACUACCGCACGGGUGUCUUGGAACCCAAAGGUAUUGGGGGAAGCAAGCCACGUCUGGCCACACCAGCUGUGGUAGCUCGAAUCGCUCAGCUCAAGGACGAGUGUCCAGCGCUCUUUGCCUGGGAGAUCCAACACCAGCUUUGUGCUGAAGGGCUUUGCACCCAGGACAAGGCUCCCAGUGUGUCCUCUAUCAACCGAGUCCUUCGGGCACUACAGGAAGACCAGAAGUUGCACUGGACACAACUCAGACUACCAGAGUUCCAGCGUGGGCAGUAUCCGGAUUCAGUGGCCCGUGGGAAGCUGGCUGCUGCCACCUCUCUGCCUGAGGACACAGUGAGGGUGAGUGAGCUCUGUAACACAGUGUGA
Messenger RNA from Peromyscus eremicus (cactus mouse), 546 nucleotides. RefSeq names its product paired box 4 (gene Pax4). The transcript is spliced from 5 exons. The record is from RefSeq and is a predicted model, not a curated record. Gene Ontology annotation, biological process: regulation of transcription by RNA polymerase II; anatomical structure development. Gene Ontology annotation, molecular function: DNA-binding transcription factor activity, RNA polymerase II-specific; RNA polymerase II cis-regulatory region sequence-specific DNA binding. Lineage: Eukaryota; Metazoa; Chordata; Mammalia; Rodentia; Cricetidae. Bases 1 to 546 code for a protein of 181 amino acids.